This is a messenger RNA of Brienomyrus brachyistius, 1643 nucleotides long. Its product is annotated as transmembrane protein 41B-like. The transcript has 7 exons. The record is from RefSeq and is a predicted model, not a curated record. Bases 93 to 947 code for a protein of 284 amino acids. Gene Ontology annotation, cellular component: endoplasmic reticulum membrane. NCBI's taxonomy places the organism in Eukaryota, Metazoa, Chordata, Actinopteri, Osteoglossiformes, Mormyridae.
GACUUACCCGGUAAGUUUAUCUUAGCUGCCCGGUAAUGCUGGGUAUUAUAUUUACGCAAUAGAUUAAAAAACGUCUUUCAGGUUAAGUAAAAAUGGCGAAAAGGCAAACAGAAAGACAGGCUAUAGAGCGCAUUGCGACAGACACUUUAAAACAAGAGGAAACCAAACCGAAGGAGGGAUAUGUCCCAAAAGGCCUGUCUUAUUCUGGCAGGGGCUCUGCUCGGAUGUCGCUUCUCCUUCUGGUCUCCAUAUUCUCCUGUGCUGCCUGUAUCAUGUACCUAGUGUACAGAAAUUUCCCACACAUGAGCGAUGAAGAGUGGGAAAAAAUGAAAAUUCCCAAAGACAUGAAUGAUGCCAAAGCCUUGGGCACAGUUCUGUCCAAGUACAAGGAUACUUACUACACUCAAGUAUUGAUAGCCUAUUUCACCACAUAUGUCUUCCUCCAGACCUUUGCCAUCCCUGGCUCCAUCUUUCUCAGCAUCCUGUCAGGCUAUCUUUACUCCUUCCCACUAGCAUUGUUCCUGGUUUGCUUGUGCUCUGGACUUGGAGCCUCUUUCUGCUAUAUGCUCUCCUACUUGGUGGGCAGACCUGUGGUCUAUAAAUACCUGACGGAGAAGGCAGAGAAGUGGUCUCAGCAGGUAGACAACCACAGAGAGCAUCUUAUUAAUUACAUCAUAUUCCUGAGGAUCACUCCCUUCCUUCCCAACUGGUUUAUCAAUAUCACAUCCCCCGUCGUUAAUGUGCCUUUAGGGCUCUUUUUCCUUGGCACAUUCCUAGGAGUGGCGCCUCCAUCUUUUGUGGCCAUCAAUGCCGGGACCACGCUGUACAAGCUGACCACAGCAGGGGAGGCUGUGUCCUGGAACUCUCUGCUGCUGCUGGCUGUACUUGCCCUUCUCUCCAUCCUGCCUGUGUGCUUCCAGAAGAAGCUGCAGAAGAAACUAGAAUAGUCUGUCCUUGUUUGAGGUUCAGAGCACAUUUUCUGAAGGUUUCUGUCCUUCACCAGCCUCACAUGCCAGAUGAGGUCGCCAGGCAAAGUCCAGUGCUCAGGUCCAUAGUGCACUAAAACAGCUAUUUUCACUACAAAGGCGGCCAUUACCUCGAGUCUCCAUGAAAAUUAAUCUGCUUUUUCCAUAGUCCAAGGUUUUAUCUUUCAUUUUUAUUAAUCUAGAUUGGAACAGUGUGUUUCAAUUAUGGGAGACAAAACUUUUAAUAGCUCAAUUUCUGUUUUGUUCUAUGGAAUUUUAAUAAUACUCUGACUAAGCAAAGCACCUCCUACAGCAGGGGUCUCCCAACUCUGGUCCUGGAGAGCUACAAUCCAGUAGGUUUUCUGUCCUACCCGGCUUCUGAUGAGCUGCAUCUGCUCUCAGGUAAAUACCAGGAACAGGUGUGGCUCAUCAGAAGCCAAGUGGGACAGAAAACCUACUGGAUAGUACAGUAGCUCUCCAGGACUGGAGUUGGAGACCCCAGUCCUACAGGCUGCUGAUUUUUUAAUUUUUUAAUUCUAAGUUGUGCCUUAGAAUGUGUGCUACGCUGGUUAACUAUGAAUGUUACUAUGACGUACGUCUGUUAAUAUUACAUAAUUUUUUGUCAAAUUUAUUUAUUUUGAGGUACAACAGUAAAAAUAUAGAAUUACAAUUGCUUAA